Ctenocephalides felis (cat flea) is the source of this 3946-nucleotide messenger RNA. It is a transcript of the gene TppII, whose product is annotated as tripeptidyl-peptidase 2. Gene Ontology annotation, cellular component: cytosol. Gene Ontology annotation, molecular function: tripeptidyl-peptidase activity; serine-type endopeptidase activity. The record is from RefSeq and is a predicted model, not a curated record. The coding region runs from base 60 to 3860 and encodes 1266 amino acids. The transcript has 18 exons. NCBI's taxonomy places the organism in Eukaryota, Metazoa, Arthropoda, Insecta, Siphonaptera, Pulicidae. Gene Ontology annotation, biological process: proteolysis.
AGAUAUGGAUGUAGAAUGACAUUGAAAAAUUGUUUUUGUCAUUUAGUGUAUGCUUAAAUAUGGCUACCGUUAUAGAAGGAGACUUUCCUGUCGCCGGUCUUUUGCCGAAAAAAGAAACAGGAGUUACAAAUUUUUUAAGCAAGUACCCCGAAUUUGAUGGUAGAGGAUGCAUUAUUGCGAUAUUUGAUUCUGGUGUUGAUCCAGGAGCGGCAGGAUUGCAAGUUACAAGUGACGGAAAGCCAAAAGUUAUAGGUCGAUUUGAUUGUAGUGGCGCUGGUGAUGUUGACACAUCAACAGUUGUAGAAGCUAAAGAUGGAAUUAUUACUGGACUGACUGGUCGUAAGUUAAAGAUUCCAACUUCAUGGAAAAAUCCUACAGGUUCUUAUCAUAUUGGUGUUAAAGCUGCUUCAGAUUUAUAUCCUGUGAAAGUUAAAGAACGAGUAGAAGCCGAUUAUAAAGAAAGGCUUUGGGAUCCACAUCAUAAAAAGGCUUUUGCUAAUGCUAUUAGAGAUCUUCAAGAAUAUGAAUCCAAAACAGGGCAAUCGGCAACUUUGGCACCUAUUGAAAAGCUUUACAAAGAAGAUUUGGAGACACGUUUGGAAUUGCUUAAUGGAAUGGAAAAGAAAUAUUCAGAUCUUGGCUGUGUUUAUGAUUGUGUACUUUAUCAUGAUGGUGAUAAAUGGAUAGCAUGCAUUGAUACAUCUGAACAAGGUGACUUAGGAUCUGGUGUCAUUCUUAGUGAAUAUUCCAUAACCAGAGAAUUUAAACCGCUGACUAAAGUUGAUCAAGUUAGUGUUAGUAUCAAUGUUCACGAUGAUGGAAAUACUUUAGAAAUUGUGGGCAUGUGCUCCAGUCAUGGCACUCAUGUGUCCUCUAUUGCUGCUGCGUAUUUUCCUGAUGAUCCUGAAAGAUGUGGUGUUGCUCCAGGUGCACAAAUUAUUUCGUUAACCAUUGGUGAUGCUCGUUUGGGUUCUAUGGAAACUGGUCAUUCUAUAGUUCGUGCCAUCAUAAAAGUAAUGGAACUCUGUCAGAAGGAACAAGGUGUUCAUAUUAUUAAUAUGAGUUAUGGGGAACACGCGCAUUUUUCAAAUUCUGGGCGUAUAGGUGAACUGAUGAAUGAGGUUGUUAAUAAGUAUGGUGUUAUAUGGGUUGCCUCUGCUGGAAAUCAUGGGCCUGCACUUUGCACUAUAGGGACUCCGCCGGACAUAAGCCAACCUUCACUUAUUAGUGUGGGAGCAUAUGUCACCCCUGAAAUGAUGGUUGCAGAAUAUGCUUUAAGAGAUAAAUUACCAGGAAUGCCAUACACUUGGACUUCUAGGGGGCCAACUAUAGAUGGUGAUAUUGGAGUUACAGUUUGUGCACCGGGGGGAGCUAUAACUUCAGUUCCUGCUUUUACACUUUCUCAAGCACAGUUGAUGAAUGGUACUAGUAUGGCUGCACCUCAUGUUAGUGGAUCUCUAGGUGUUAUUUUAUCAGGUGUAAUACAACAAAAUAUUCCCUAUUCUCCAUACAGUGUAAAACGAGCAUUAGAAAAUUCAGCAAUGUAUAUUAACUCGGCAGAUCCAUUUGCUCAAGGCUUUGGUUUACUUCAGGUUGAGAAAACAUUUGAUCAUAUUCGAAAUUAUCACAAAUGUGUAGAAAGAGAUGUUAGAUUUAAUGUUUCUUGCGGUCAUGGAGGUAAAGGCAUUCACAUCAGGCAGGGUCCUCAAGAAUCUUUUAAAGAUGUGCUUGUUACUGUUGAGCCUUUCUUUAAAGAUGAAAAAAACAUAGAUGCUAAUAGGAAAAUAAACUUUGGCAUGCGGCUCACAUUAAUAUCAGAUGCGACAUGGGUGUCGUGUGCAUCAUACUUAGAUUUGUGUAAUUUAUCUAGGGCAUUUACUGUGCGCAUAGAUGGCUCUAAGUUGCAACCAGGUGUUUAUAAUUCUACAAUCAAAGCUUAUGAUACGGCUUGUAUUGAAAAGGGUCACAUUUUCCACAUUAAUAUAACAUUAGUACAGCCACAUGUGUUUCCCGAAAAAGAAGUUAAUUAUCAACUUGCAUGGAAGGAUCAAUUCUUUCCCUCAAAUUCAUUAAAAAGGCAUUUUGUUUUAGUUCCUGAACUAGCAACAUAUGCAAUACUGAAAAUGCAAUCAAUAUCUGACAUAAAGGGGAGAUUUGUAGUUCAUUGUAUGCAAAUACGUCCCCAACAAAGUUGCAAAACAUUAGAAUUUCAAAAAAUGUUCCAUGUGAAUCCAAAUGGAGAAUAUAUUUUAUCAUUUCCAUGCAAGGCAGGGUUGAUUUUGGAACUCGUAAUUUCAAAAUAUUGGACGCAUUCCGAUGAUCUACCAAUGAAUUACUCUCUAGAAUUUCAUGGUAUUUCACCUAAUGGGUCAAAUUUUACAAUGCAUGGUGCUGAUGGUUUAUUCCCAAUAGAAGUAAGAUCCUUGCUUGCAGAAGACAUGGUUCCAUCUAUUUCACUAAAAACUGCAGUACAAGUAAUAAGGCCUAAUGCCGAUUGUAAAGUGCUGCCACUGAGCAAUAGACUUGUUAUACCUCGAGGUCGACAAAUAUUUGAAUUAAUUUUAACUUACAAUUUCCACAUAUAUAAAAAUUUGGAUGUCUCUCCUAAUUUUCCUUUGUUAUGUGAUCAGCUUUAUGAAUCUGAAUUUGAGUCACAAAUGUGGAUGUUGUUUGACUGCAACAAGCAAUUAAUGGCAACAGGGGAUGCAUAUCCAUCUAAGUAUAAUGUAAAACUGGAUAAGGGAGAUUAUGUUUUACGAUUAAGUGUUCGUCAUGAUAAGAAAGAUCUUUUGGAUAAAUUAAUUGAUGCUCCCAUUUUAUUGCAUCAUAAACUAGCUACUCCAAUUGCAUUGGAUGUGUAUCCCAAUCAAACUCAAGCUAUCACUGCAGGAAAAAAAUUAGUAUCAAUUCAAAUGGAACGUAACUGCACAAAAGUACUUUAUGUUGCUCCACCGAGCCAUGAGAAAGUGACCAAAAAUUUGCCUGUUGGACAAUAUAUGCUCGGAACCGCUACUUUCACCAAAGAUGAUUUAGGAAAGAAGGUUGAUAUAUAUAGCUUUAAAUAUAUUUUACCAGAGGCACCUAAGAAGAAUGGUUCGAAGCAAGAUAAAGAUAAAACCAAGUGGGAAGAAUAUUGUGACGCUGUACGUGAUACUAAGACCUUAUGGUUAGGAAAAUUAGAAGCUGGAGAUGAUGCCAACAAGUUGUAUGCAGACCUCUGCUCUGUGUACCCGGAUCACCUACAAAUUCACACAGCCAUGUUGCAAUGUUUAGAACCAAAUGAACCUAAAAAAUUAUUACCAGUGCUACAUGCAAAUGAUACAGACAAUAAGGGUGAAAUUUGUUCCCUUGCCAAAAAUAUUUUAGAAGUAACAUCAGUAAUUUUGAAAGGUUUGGACCAAGAUAAACUUCUAACAUAUUAUGGAAUGAAAACAGAUACAAGGGCUGACGCCACUAAGGUUAAGGGAAUAAUGGAUAAAAAUAAAGCAAUUUUACUGGAAGCUUUGUGCAAGAGGGGAAUAGCUUUAUGUAGACUUUACAUGUACCAGCAAGAUUUUGAAGGCGAUGGAGAUAAUAAAGAAGGUGUUCGUGAGCAGAUCACCGCUGUAUGGGAUGAUAUAUUGAAAUUUACAGAUCCCACGGAUACUAAAAUAAUUUAUUUCUCUUUGUGGUAUGCUUCAAUGCACAAACAUUAUGGUCGAAUGCUUAAACUGUUAGGUAAAUUAUCAGAAGAAAAGCCAGUUAAAGAAAUUGAUGAAAAGAUAGCUGAAGUACAAAGUGAACUGAAAUGGCAUUAUGCAUCUCGGCAUGUUCUGAGAUCAUGUGCCAAUAAAUAUCCCCACGCGUAUAAACCAUUUUAAAUGUAAUAUUUUAUGUGUAUAAACUUAACCUAUAAUUUUCAUAAGUUUUAUAAAAGAACUGUAAAAAUAGUAUUAUCUACCUCUAA